GACCGUCUGUCUUCACUAACAGAUAACGCGACGCGACACCUUCAUUUUCACCAUUUUCAAUUAAUUACGAAUUGCCAACGCCAAUUGGGGAAUUCGAAGGUUGCUUGCUAUCGUUGGCUCAUAUUCUAUUUGUUUGCAAGUCCGGACUGAUAAAACGUCUUACAAUUGAUCUUACCUUUCCAACCAUGAAUGAUGCUCCUUAAUUACGCACAUAUACGUUCCUAAUAGCUACAAUAGCUACUCCGUAUAUCAACUUCUGCUACAAAAAGACGGAAAAAUCCUAGGCAAGACCAUGGUCUGGCUUAUCAUUACCCUGACCCAACCACUACUUUAUCAUGGCCCUUUUACAUAGCCGUCCUUCAUCUUUCUCUUCUGGGAUUUCGGAUGAAUUUUCUGACGAAUUUGCCUCUCAAGACUCAAUACAUUCAGUCGCCAUGGCUUCACCUGAACCACCCCUUUCUCAAAGUCUAAUCGAGGACCGUGAUAAAUACUCCGAUGACCACAUCCGAAUUUUGCAUCAAAUUGUGGUUCGGGCUGAAGAGAUCUUGUCUGAUCUCACGCCCUCUUCUCGCCUGCCAACUCAUGCCUUGUUUAAGGCUUACGAUGAAAUCCUUCCCGAGCAUGGGAUUGACCCGGAUGAAGACCAACUCAUCAGCAAGCUUGUUUUUAGAAUUGGAGGCGUUAAAAACACUGACUCGUUGAAGGAGAAGUUUAAGAUCAUUAUGGCCCGCAUGGAAAUUACUGUCCAGGAAGAUGAUUUUCAAGUGCACGGUAGUGAUGGUGGUGAUGUUUACGCAAAUUCCGUUGCCGCCUCUGACGAUUAUUCUAUCGCCGGUGAUACCACAAACCGUCUUCUCAUUGCGGAAAAGAAUGCCCACAAAGAAUCACUCCGCGCUGUCAACGGUGUACGAACCGACGAUGGAUAUGUUGUCUUGAGACGUGGUGAUAACUACCAUGGCAAUAUGAAUGGCCAUACGCCUAGCGAGGAUGAUUCUGCUGAAGCUUCUAGGAUAGAACAACUCCUUGAAAGCAGUGCAAUUGCCUUCCAAGAGAAGCACCAUAGCAAGUUCUCCACCAUGAGCACUUUUCGGCAAUGGCAAAAAAAGUCGGGUUACAUCUCCAACCUAUGUGAUCAAUUUGAUGCUGCUAGGCAGGCCGACCUAGAGGAAGACGCCGAGGCUAAAUUCAACACCUGGAGAGCCUUGGCUGCUGAGGUGGAAAACUUACCGCCGCAAUACCUCCCGCCUGGUGUAUGCUCGAAACGAAUUGAAGAAAUUGCACUCCGGACCCAUGAGAUUCACAUUGCGAAAACUACAAUCAGACGUUGGCGGCAUAAUGUGGCAGAGCAAAGGCGCAGAGCUCGAGAAAUUGAGGAGUCAUUGGAUCCCCUCGAGCGCGUUGCAUUAAAAGCACAUAAAUAUGUGAUGUUGUCACGUGCAUUUACCGGGUGGUCCAACCGUUUGGAAGAAGAAACAAAACGAGCUCAAAUGGCUGCUAAACUGUACGAAAUGAGUUUGAAGUCUAAAGCUUUUGGGGUUCGACAGCAGCAAACCGAGGAUGUCUCCGCUGGCGGGACUAGUGGUGCUCACAUUGCCGGUUCUAAUGAGGCCCCGAAGCCCUCGCUGGAUAUCGUAAAUACGAUGUCUAACGUUGUCGAUAAUGCCGGGUCGUCUAAAGUUGCGAUUGACCCCCGUGAGAGGAUCUCUCCCGGUAUUCAUGAGAAGGAACUUCCUUACAAUGACCCUGCAGAUUCACAUGAUGAGAUGGACGAGAUAACUUUACUUGCACGACGACAUAUCCUCCGCAUGCGCUACUAUGAUGUUUGGGAGAAGUACACAAUGGACCAUAUAAACAAAAUUAAAGAGUUCACUGCUGGCCAACAGAAUGAACGUCUCGCUGAUGCAAUCCCUAUGUGGCGUCUGCAAGCUGAACAAGCUUCUCGGGGACGACAGAUCUUACGAUACAAUGCUAAAAAAGCUAACUACUAUAAUAAAGUGGCCAGGACACUAGACAUGUGGAGACAAGAGAGCCAGGACAGGAUGCAAGGACAAGAUCUAGUGCUCGAGGAUUAUGCUGAGCGAGCUAAUUUUUACUACAAAGCUACCAAGACAUUGCCUAUCUGGAGAAAUGAGACGGAACGUGCCAUCCAACAGCAGAAAGUCCUCGAGCUUUAUGCGGGCCGAGCUGAAUAUUACUACGGGGUUACGAAAUCGCUUCCCGUUUGGCGAACACAAGCGCAAGAGGCCGUCCAACACGAAGAGCAAACACUUGCGCGAUAUGCCGAGCGAGCCGACUACUAUUACAAGGCUCGAGAUACACUAUUUGCGUGGCACGACCUUGCUAAGCAAAAGCGCAAGCAGAGGUUGAAAGAGGCGCACCUGGAAACUCGCCGAAUUGUGAAGAAAGGUAUGGGCAAGCGAUGUAUUGCGCAAUGGCGUGAAAAACUGCAGCCAAGUCUCGAGCAAUAUGAGAUGAUGGAUGCAAUUUUGGAAGAUAUUACUGCGGACCAAGAAUGGGGGCAAUGUGUGGAGGCAUUCGAUGUUUGGCGCGAGAGAGCAUGUGAACAGAACGAAAUGGCCAUUAUGAGCGAUACAAUGGUUAAGGGGAGGAUUUUAGAACAAUGGAGGGAUCAGUCAGCACAUCAGCAAGAAUUACAAGCUGAAGCUGGAGAAUACUGGAAAGAGAAAGCUUUACCGCAAGUGCUGAAGAAUUGGAACCUCAGAUCUCUCCAAACACCAAAUUGGCCGCUCAUAGUAGCCAACGCCCUGGAGAAGAAGGAUAGAAAGUUGUUGCGAACAAGCUUCGAAAAAUGGUAUAGUCGAACAGCAGAUAAGCUUGUCCCAGUUGAGUUACCCGACGGAGGUUACAAAAGUAUAGAGCAAAUUGUGGAAGACGCCCAGCAUCAGGCGUCGUUAAACCAAGCACGGGGCUUAUUCGACAAGUGGAAGGCUGCUGCGGGUUCUAAAAGCGAGAAUAUCCCGCCAGAGGUCUACACGCCGACGCCAGGGAGACCACAAAUCUUCCUAGGAAACCUAAGUAGACGAGAGACGACGACACCUCUGGCACCUGUACCUAGCCGAUUGAAUUUUCGGGUCAGUGAGACGGCUGUUAGGGGUUCAGCAAUGGGAGGUAGGGCUAGUCGUUCUGGCCGCCCGGCAAGGAACUUGAGGGUUUCAUGGGCGCAAUAGUUCAUUAUUUCCAAAUUGUUGGCGUUACGGAACGGAAUAAGCGUUUGAUACAUGACAAACCCACAGUUUUGUAUGGGAGGUUAUGAUUAUAUAUGUAUUGUGAUACCCCAUUGGUCUGUCGAUUCGAAGAGUUCGAAUGAUACCCAAAAUAGAAUAAAUAUAAUAUGAAAUACAGCA
This is a messenger RNA of Hypoxylon trugodes, 3365 nucleotides long. RefSeq lists its product as uncharacterized. NCBI's taxonomy places the organism in Eukaryota, Fungi, Ascomycota, Sordariomycetes, Xylariales, Hypoxylaceae. The coding region runs from base 336 to 3188 and encodes 950 amino acids. The transcript is spliced from 2 exons. The record is from RefSeq and is a predicted model, not a curated record.